Malania oleifera is the source of this 1499-nucleotide messenger RNA. Its product is annotated as pyruvate dehydrogenase (acetyl-transferring) kinase, mitochondrial. Gene Ontology annotation, molecular function: pyruvate dehydrogenase (acetyl-transferring) kinase activity. The transcript has 6 exons. Bases 136 to 1239 code for a protein of 367 amino acids. The record is from RefSeq and is a predicted model, not a curated record. Gene Ontology annotation, cellular component: mitochondrion. Gene Ontology annotation, biological process: regulation of glucose metabolic process; protein phosphorylation. Lineage: Eukaryota; Viridiplantae; Streptophyta; Magnoliopsida; Santalales; Ximeniaceae.
GCCUUUCCAAACUGAACACAUCAGAACCUUAUAACCCUAAUCUCUCUCUCUCUCUCUCUCUCUCUGUUUCAGUGGCACUGUGCUUGCUCUGCAAAUUUGCAUGGUUCUUCUUACUGGGCGGGGUUGGUUUUGGGCAUGGCGGCUAAGAAGCUGUGCGAGACGUACUCAAAGGCUGUGAUGGAGGAAGUGCAGAGAUGGGCUGGGAUGAAACAAACAGGGGUGAGCCUGAGGUACAUGAUGGAGUUCGGGUCCAGACCCACUGAGAGGAAUUUGCUCAUCUCUGCUCAGUUCCUUCACAAAGAGCUCCCCAUUAGGCUUGCCAGGAGAGCCCUUGAUAUUGAGGGCUUGCCUUAUGGCUUAUCCCAGAAACCUGCUGUUCUUAAGGUGAGAGAUUGGUAUUUGGAUUCAUUCCGGGAUCUUCGAUCCUUUCCUGAGAUCAAGGAUACUAGUGAUGAGUUGGAAUUCACAAAAAUGAUCAAGAUGAUUAAAGUGAGACACAACAAUGUGGUCCCCACGAUGGCUUUGGGUGUUCAACAGCUGAAGAAGGACAUUGAUCCAAAGAUUCAGGAUCUUGAUGAGAUUCAUCGGUUUCUAGAUCGAUUUUACAUGACAAGAAUUGGGAUUCGAAUGCUUAUUGGGCAGCAUGUGGCACUGCAUGAUCCCAAUCCACCUCCUGAUUGUGUAGGCUGUAUUCAUACUAAAAUGUCUCCUUUGGAUGUUGCACGGGGUGCCAGCGAGGAUGCACGAGCGAUUUGUUUACGGGAGUAUGGGAGUGCUCCUGAGGUCAACAUAUACGGUGAUCCAAAUUUUACUUUUCCUUACGUACCAACACACUUGCAUCUUAUGGUAUUUGAGUUGGUGAAGAACUCUUUGCGUGCUGUUCAAGAGCGGUUUGUAAAUUCGGACAAAGUUGCACCGCCCAUUCGAAUUAUAGUUGCUGACGGGAUAGAGGAUGUUACCAUUAAGGUCACCGAUGAAGGGGGUGGCAUACCUAGAAGUGGUCUUUCCAAAAUUUUCACGUAUCUUUAUAGCACUGGAAGAAACCCACUGGAUGAGUACUCAGAUAUUAUAUCACCUGACAUGGUAACAAUGGCUGGAUAUGGAUAUGGAAUUCCAAUAAGCCGCCUAUAUGCUCGAUAUUUUGGAGGUGAUCUACAAAUUAUUUCAAUGGAAGGAUAUGGAACUGAUGCCUACCUUCAUCUGUCGCGAUUGGGAGACUCUCAAGAGCCCCUGUCUUAGACCCGAGGCCUGAAUUCAAACUCCAAUGUUCUUGGUUGGGUCGAGAAAUAUGCUGCGAAACUCCCUACGGCCAUGGAGGGCUUGGGUGUGUUUUAUCAUAAAUUCACUUGGGCCUGGUCAUUGUAUCUUUAAGUUCCAGCACCCCAGGUACAUUAUUGAACCCAUCCAUUAAUGUUGGGUAUUCUGAUUGUUGCAGACAUUGAAAAUUAGAAUUAAAAAUUGCCAAAUGUCAAUAUGAAAUUGGCUUUUUGCUGCUAUAA